Molecule: messenger RNA, 557 nt
Organism: Tribolium castaneum (red flour beetle)
Lineage: Eukaryota; Metazoa; Arthropoda; Insecta; Coleoptera; Tenebrionidae
Gene: Lamtor4
Product: Late endosomal/lysosomal adaptor, MAPK and MTOR activator 4
Exons: 2
Coding region: 145-417 (90 amino acids)
Biological process (GO): cellular response to amino acid stimulus; positive regulation of TOR signaling
Cellular component (GO): lysosome; Ragulator complex
Molecular function (GO): guanyl-nucleotide exchange factor activity
Source: RefSeq, a predicted model, not a curated record
UCGUUUUAUUUCUACCAUUUCGCACUAGUGGAUAUUCGGUCAAAUGAAAACUGUCAAAUUGACAGCUGACAAUCAUUUCAAAGACAAAAAGAGUGAAUUUAUCAUGAAAAUACUUAUAAAUCGGCCAAAAUAAGGGUGGUUAUAAUGGAUAAAAUUCCGGGCCAAACAGGUUAUCUGAUACUAAACGAAGAAGGGGCUGUCCUAUCAUCGUCAGGUGACUUGGAAAACGAUGAAAAGUCCGCUGUGAUUAUUAUGGGACUGAUCAACUUAACGUCGCAUAUUGAUAGAGCUGCCUUUGAAGAAGGUUUCAAGAAGCUGUCAAUCAAUUAUGAUAAACACUGUUACAUUAUCUGCUUAUCAAACCGAAAGGUAUACGUCGUGAAGAAGACACUCGAUUACGCCAACGGCAUACCAUAAGCUGAAAACAUGGAUAUUAUUUUAUACUGCACCAGCAUGAAAUACAUGCAAAUGGUUAUUUUAUUUGGAGCCGUCUGCUUCUCGCUCUAUCAUUUGUAUAUUUUGUUAAAUACGUGGGAAUAAAUGUUAAAAAAAACAAA